AUGCAUUCUCUUAACAUUUUUUGCAAGGCAUCUGGCAUGAAAGUGAAUCUUGAAAAGUCUAAAGCUUUUUGUUCUAAAAAUGUGACUGCUCGUAGAAGAGAGAUUUUUACUAGUGUUUCUUCAAUACGUUUUGCUUUGGACUUAGGAAGAUAUCUUGGAGUUAACCUUAAUCAUUCCCGUACCAGUAGGGCUUCUUUUCAUUCGGUGAUUGAAAAGGUGAGGGGAAGAUUAGCUAAUUGGAAAGGAAGGCUUCUAAAUAAAGCAGGGAGACUUUGCUUGAUCAAUUCUGUUGCAGCAUCCAUUCCUGUCUAUCAUAUGCAGGUAUCUUUUUUUCCAAAUUGGGUUUGCGAUAAAUUAUCUUCUAUGAUGAGACAGUUCCUUUGGAAGGGUCAAGUUGAUGGUAGAGGGCUUUCUCUUGUUAAUUGGAGGACCGUGAUCACUCCAAAAAAAUUUGGUGGCCUGGGUGUUAGAGAUCCUGCGUGUGUUAAUAUAUCUUUACUUGGUAAAUUGGUGUGGCAACUUUUUCAUUGUCAGGACAAGCCUUGGGUUGCUCUAUUGAGGGCGAAGUAUCUGAGGAAUGAGGGAGUUUUAGAUGGCCCUGUCCCUUGCAAUGCUUCUCAUGUUUGGAAGAGUAUCUCAAAGGCUUUUGGUGCUCUUAAGGAUGCCUUCUCUUGGUGCGUUGGGUCACUUGAUCAAUCUUUUUGGUUUGACAAUUGGAGGAUUGAGGGCCCAAUUGCUCAAGAUGUCCCUUUUGUACAUAUAUCUGACUCUGAUUUAACUAUUAGAGACGUUUGGAAAGAUGGUCAAUGGAAUCUCCAUGAGGUGACACUGUGA
Molecule: messenger RNA, 834 nt
Organism: Arachis ipaensis
Lineage: Eukaryota; Viridiplantae; Streptophyta; Magnoliopsida; Fabales; Fabaceae
Source: RefSeq, a predicted model, not a curated record